AUUCUUCGACGUGCGCACCGUUGUGUUCCCCGUGGCGGUCGCCUCCCGACAGGAAUCGGUCUCGCGAAGUAGUAUCGCCAUCGUAUUGACGCUCUGCCUGCGUCGAGAAAAUUCAUUUUCAAAAACCUCACCCCUCCACUAGGACAAUGGUUCUAGUUUUUGGUGAAAACCACUACCGACCAUCCACUUGGAUACGCGACAUUGUACAUUACACUAUUUUAUUUUGGUGCCCAUUGGACAUCAAAGAUCAAUCUAAAAUGUGCAUUAAUAAUUUUUCAUAGGUCGUAGAAACCACGGUCUCAUCUUCUAAGACCGCGGUAGAAACAAUCGAUAUUCACCCCGAUGAAAAAUAUAAAGUUUUUAUAACAUGCCUGUCACUCUGAAUUAUUAAUAACAAGAUUUAUUUCUUGAAUGAUAUAAUAGUGCUCAUGCCGUGUGUCACAACCAUUCUGUUCAAGGUUUAUCAAAUUGUAUUUUGCUCAAAACCGUUCCGAAAAAUCACAGAGGAAACCUAGAAAUGACUUAUUCUUAAUAUCCUGGAGUCCUUCCGCAUUACACGAUAUAUUUAAAAUACUAUAGAAACUAAAAUUACAUGUCAUUUUUGGUAUCUACACAUUUCCUUUGCUAAAAAUAAAUAUUAUCGUUGUGAAACCAAUACUUUUCUGGCUUCGAUCGGGUUUUGAAAUAAAAUAACAUAAUUUUUGUGUGGUCAACAAACUAUAUCUGUUCAGUGGUUUACCAAUUUUAAACUGGCCUUUACAAAUUAUUUGUCAAUACGUCAUAUGACUGAACGACGAUCGACUGACUUUAUUCAUUUUAUUUUUUCAAAUUUGUAAACGAUUUAUAUUUGAAAAAUAAUUUAAAACCUAAAGACAUUACAAUCAUGAUUUCAUGUAUGAGCAAUUGGUCUGUAGUCCAUUUGACGUCUUCUCCAAAUAUCUCAUUAAUUAUCGUUCGAUUCCUUUCUUGAUAAAAAACGUAGAACUUUUAUGAAUAGAUAACGGCACGUGAUUAGAUUAGAUUGUAUGUUUACAAAAAGAAGAAAAAAAAUCAGUUUCUUAUUUACUUCAUAGAAUAGAUUAAAUCUUUUUAAUCUAUUCUGUGGUUAUUAUUAGGUACAUGAUAAAAAUAACUAAUUUUUUCAUGAUAACCUGUAGACUAUAGAUCUUAAUCGGUCUAUAUAUAUGGAAUUUGGGUUAAUAUGGUAUCGAUUUCCCUCAAACAAGUUCUAGUUUGUAUAUCAUUUUUUAAUACCUUGACAUUAUAUCCAAUACCUAUAAGUAUCAUUUGAUAAGUAAUCAAGGUCAUAUAUGAUCAAUAUCUUAGUUGUUUAUGAAAUACAGAAAUGCAAAAGGUUCAAGUAAUCAAAAAAUGUUGAAAUAAUUGUUGUGUUCAGGACUAAGCUGAAAUUUUAUUAUUUUACAAAAAUGGACUGGGAAUCUUUUUAUGAUGCACAUCCUUCACCAUCAAAUUAUGAACCCACUAUAACUGCUGUGGAAAAUUUUGUGUGCAGCCAUGAAAAUAAAAAAAUUGUAUUGGUAACUUCUGGAGGAACUACUGUUCCAAUUGAACAAAAUACUGUUCGGUUUGUUGAUAACUUCAGUGUUGGAACUAGAGGUUCGGCCUCUGCUGAAUAUUUUCUUGAAGCUGGAUAUAUUGUUAUAUUUCUUUAUCGUUCAAAUUCAUUAGAACCAUUUGUUCGACAUUUCAAUAAUUCACUUUUGGAUAAACUAGAGAUAGUGGAUGAUAAAUUAAUUCAAGUAAAAAAUAGUGAAUUUGAUAUUCUUUACCCUAUAUUGAAAAAAUACAAGGAUGCCAAAGAAGCUAACAGAAUCCUAACAGUUCCUUUCACUACACUGAUUGAAUAUAUGUGGCUACUAAGAGGUGCUUGUAUGCUUAUGGAUACCAAAUAUAGCUUACUCUACUUGGCUGCUGCUGUUUCAGACUUUUACAUACCUCCUAAUGAAAUGUCUGAACAUAAAUUUCAAUCCAAAGAUGGACCACCUAUGAUUGCUUUACGUUUGGUUCCCAAAGUCUUAAAGGCUGUUACUCAUAUUUGGGCUCCAAAUGCAUACAUAAUAUCUUUUAAAUUGGAGACUGAUAAUAGAAUUUUAAUACAAAAAUCUAAAGAAGCUCUAAAAAAAUAUAAACAUCAACUUGUUAUUGGUAAUUUGUUACACACAAGGAAACGUAAUGUCAAGUUGAUAUCUCAAGAUGAUGUUGUUGAAGACAUUGUACUGACUGACCAAGAUAUUGAAAACGGUAUUGAAAUUGAAGAUUUAAUAGUAUCAAAUGUCAAAGCCAAGCAUGAUAUCUUUUUAAAAAGUCAUAAAUAAUGAUAAUAUAAUUUAUGUACUAAAUUUUAGAAGUGUUAAGAUUUUGGUUUUUUCUUAAAAUUGUUAUUUAAACAAUGUAUUUUGGUGUCUCAGUUAUUUAUUAGCAAGUUUAAGAGAUCUUGA
Sipha flava (yellow sugarcane aphid) is the source of this 2459-nucleotide messenger RNA. RefSeq lists its product as uncharacterized. Gene Ontology annotation, biological process: coenzyme A biosynthetic process. NCBI's taxonomy places the organism in Eukaryota, Metazoa, Arthropoda, Insecta, Hemiptera, Aphididae. Gene Ontology annotation, cellular component: cytoplasm; nucleus. Gene Ontology annotation, molecular function: phosphopantothenate--cysteine ligase activity. Bases 1428 to 2336 code for a protein of 302 amino acids. The transcript has 6 exons. The record is from RefSeq and is a predicted model, not a curated record.